Molecule: messenger RNA, 745 nt
Organism: Mercurialis annua (annual mercury)
Lineage: Eukaryota; Viridiplantae; Streptophyta; Magnoliopsida; Malpighiales; Euphorbiaceae
Product: protein yippee-like
Exons: 6
Coding region: 119-508 (129 amino acids)
Cellular component (GO): ubiquitin ligase complex
Source: RefSeq, a predicted model, not a curated record
AUGAGUAUUAGUUUCUUACAUUUCUUGCAAACCAUGCAACAUCAGGCAGUAACACAUCACUAGAAAGAAAGAAAGAAAAAAAGUUUAGAUAUAGUUAAAGAGAUCCAAUUUUGAAGAAAUGGGGAGGCUUUUUGUGGUGAAUCUUGAAGGGAAGAUCUAUAGUUGUAAGCACUGUAGAACCCAUCUUGCUCUUUAUGAAGAUAUUGUUUCAAAGUCUUUCCAGAGCAGGCAUGGGAAAGCUUAUCUCUUCAACAAGGUAGUGAAUACCUUCGUCGGAGACAAAGAAGAGAGAAUGAUGAUGACCGGAUUGCAUACUGUUGCUGACAUUUUCUGUGUUGGAUGUGGAUCAAUUAUAGGGUGGAAAUAUGAAACUGCCCAUGAAAAGAGCCAGAAGUACAAGGAAGGAAAAUCCGUUCUUGAACGGUUUAAGGUAUCUGGUCCAGAUGGAAGCAGUUAUUGGAUAAAUCAUGAAGCACAUGUUGGUGGAAGUGAUGCAGAUGAUGUCUAGUUAACCCUUCAUUUCCAAAUUGUACAUUCUUUCUCCUCUGAUCUCAUGUCAUUACUUUUAACUCUGUGAAAUUGUGAAAACAAGAAUCUUCAUUUCGACAGCGCCACAAUAUCGCUGUUCGACGAUAUGAUUUGUAGACAUUGAAGUUGCUGAUUCUGAUGUACUUCAUGUUUAAGGGUCAGUCAGUCAAUGUUAAGAACCUCAUUCUAUUGUUCAAUAUUUUACUUCAAUUUCAAA